Messenger RNA from Papaver somniferum (opium poppy), 2220 nucleotides. RefSeq names its product ELKS/Rab6-interacting/CAST family member 1-like. The record is from RefSeq and is a predicted model, not a curated record. The coding region runs from base 1 to 2220 and encodes 739 amino acids. NCBI's taxonomy places the organism in Eukaryota, Viridiplantae, Streptophyta, Magnoliopsida, Ranunculales, Papaveraceae. The transcript has 6 exons.
AUGGAGGAUAAUAAGGUUGGUGCUUCACCUGAGGUUUGUGAAGCUCAGCUUAGGUUUAAAAAUGCAAUCGCAGCCAAGAAAUUGCGUACACAAUCUGCUCAUGCAGACCAUGCAAAAGUUAUGCAAGUGACAUCUAAUACUCAAAUUCAGUCCGAGAAGAAGCAAAACUCUGAAGUUCAGUCCGUGUCUGAGUUGGAAACCCAGACAAGAGUCGUGAACAAACAAAAUUUCGUGGCUAAAUCUGUGAGCAAAGAUGGGAUACAGGACGUGAACAAACCAAAAGCUAAAGAAGAUAAUGCACGUACAGAUUCUAUCCAUGCAGGCCAUGCAGAUGCACUUGAAGUUAUUGAUGAAGCUAAUCAGUUGGAAAAGGAGCUUGCUAAAUAUGCUGAUGAGUUGCGUGAAGCUCAGAUGAAGUUUAUUCAUUGUAAAAAUACUAUUGCAGCUCAGAAAGAUAUAAAUUUACGUAAAAAUCGGGAAGACAUGGCUGCACAGAGUUUUUCUAAAGACGAAUGGAAUGAAGUGAAAGGAAAGAAAUCCCCUAGUAAAGCUAAAACUGAUGAGGAAGAGGAGCAGUAUUUGAAUCUGGAUAAUAUGGAGGAUAAUAAGGUUGGUGCUUCACCUGAGGUUUGUGAAGCUCAGCUUAGGUUUAAAAAUGCAAUCGCAGCCAAGAAAUUGCGUACACAAUCUGCUCAUGCAGACCAUGCAAAAGUUAUGCAAGUGACAUCUAAUACUCAAAUUCAGUCCGAGAAGAAGCAAAACUCUGAAGUUCAGUCCGUGUCUGAGUUGGAAACCCACACAAGAGUCGUGAACAAACAAAAUUUCAUGGCUAAAUCUGUGAGCAAAGAUGGGAUACAGGACGUGAACAAACCAAAAGCUAAAGAAGAUAAUGCACGUACAGAUUCUAUCCAUGCAGGCCAUGCAGAUGCACUUGAAGUUAUUGAUGAAGCUAAUCAGUUGGAAAAGGAGCUUGCUAAAUAUGCUGAUGAGUUGCGUGAAGCUCAGAUGAAGUUUAUUCAUUGUAAAAAUACUAUUGCAGCUCAGAAAGAUAUAGCUUUACGUAAAAAUCGGGAAGACAUGGCUGCACAGAGUUUUUCUAAAGACGAAUGGAAUGAAGUGAAAGGAAAGAAAUCCCCUAGUAAAGCUAAAACUGAUGAGGAAGAGGAGCAGUAUUUGAAUCUGGAUAAUAUGGAGGAUAAUAAGGUUGGUGCUUCACCUGAGUCCGAGAAGAAGCAAAACUCUGAAGUUCAGUCCGUGUCUGAGUUGGAAACCCAGACAAGAGUCGUGAACAAACAAAAUUUCGUGGCUAAAUCUGUGAGCAAAGAUGGGAUACAGGACGUGAACAAACCAAAAGCUAAAGAAGAUAAUGCACGUACAGAUUCUAUCCAUGCAGGCCAUGCAGAUGCACUUGAAGUUAUUGAUGAAGCUAAUCAGUUGGAAAAGGAGCUUGCUAAAUAUGCUGAUGAGUUGCGUGAAGCUCAGAUGAAGUUUAUUCAUUGUAAAAAUACUAUUGCAGCUCAGAAAGAUAUAGCUUUACGUAAAAAUCGGGAAGACAUGGCUGCACAGAGUUUUUCUAAAGACGAAUGGAAUGAAGUGAAAGGAAAGAAAUCCCCUAGUAAAGCUAAAACUGAUGAGGAAGAGGAGCAGUAUUUGAAUCUGGAUAAUAUGGAGGAUAAUAAGGUUGGUGCUUCACCUGAGGUUUGUGAAGCUCAGCUUAGGUUUAAAAAUGCAAUCGCAGCCAAGAAAUUGCGUACACAAUCUGCUCAUGCAGACCAUGCAAAAGUUAUGCAAGUGACAUCUAAUACUCAAAUUCAGUCCGAGAAGAAGCAAAACUCUGAAGUUCAGUCCGUGUCUGAGUUGGAAACCCACACAAGAGUCGUGAACAAACAAAAUUUCAUGGCUAAAUCUGUGAGCAAAGAUGGGAUACAGGACGUGAACAAACCAAAAGCUAAAGAAGAUAAUGCACGUACAGAUUCUAUCCAUGCAGGCCAUGCAGAUGCACUUGAAGUUAUUGAUGAAGCUAAUCAGUUGGAAAAGGAGCUUGCUAAAUAUGCUGAUGAGUUGCGUGAAGCUCAGAUGAAGUUUAUUCAUUGUAAAAAUACUAUUGCAGCUCAGAAAGAUAUAGCUUUACGUAAAAAUCGGGAAGACAUGGCUGCACAGAGUUUUUCUAAAGACGAAUGGAAUGAAGUGAAAGGAAAGAAAUCCCCUAGUAAAGCAUAA